Syngnathus typhle (broad-nosed pipefish) is the source of this 1547-nucleotide messenger RNA. Its product is annotated as transmembrane protein 43. Gene Ontology annotation, cellular component: nuclear inner membrane. The coding region runs from base 97 to 1278 and encodes 393 amino acids. The record is from RefSeq and is a predicted model, not a curated record. The transcript is spliced from 12 exons. Lineage: Eukaryota; Metazoa; Chordata; Actinopteri; Syngnathiformes; Syngnathidae. Gene Ontology annotation, biological process: nuclear membrane organization.
GAGUCGUUCACUCACGAGCCAACAUACGUCAUUGGUAGUUUGUUGCCUCCGCCUGCUUUGUGAUCAUUCGCAGCUCUUUGCUAUACUGUCACAAAAAUGUCUUCGGCGACAACAUUUUCAGGUAAAGACUCACAUAAGCGUGUAAGGAGUGAGACCAACCCAGGAUUCCUGCAACGAUUAAGUGACACUGCAGGAGGAACGUUUGUUGGCGUUGGACUGUUUUUCCUCUCUAUAUAUAUUCUCUUUACCAAUGAGGGACGGGCUGUGCAGACUGCGUCCUCCCUGGAUGAAGGACUCGCUCAGGUAGUGUCACUGGACACUUUUGCCAGCCUCGACCCGCAGAACGACAAAAGCUUGGUUCAUCUGUCUGCACCUUUGCAGACCUCUAAGCCUUUACAUGACCCCAACUACAGAGUCGAAGUGCAGGCUGUAAAGUUAAAGAGGCAGGUGGAGAUGUAUCAAUGGGUGGAGUACCAGGAGAGCAAGAACUAUGAAGAGAACGGAAGUACCAAAACCGAGACUACAUACACCUACAACACGGAGUGGAAAUCAGAGCUGAUCAACAGUCGGCAUUUUGACAAAGAAAUUGGUCAUCAGAACCCAAGCGCCAUGGCGGUUGAGAGUGUGACAGUCGUAGCUCCUCAAGUGCAGGUCGGCCCUUUCACUCUGUCAAAUGGACUGGUGGAACAAAUUAGUAACUUCAGGACACUGAGCCUGAAGGAUUUCACGUCUCUCGACUUGGACCCUUUCCUCACCAUCAGUGAUGAUUAUUUCUAUCACACUCAGCAGCCAAAGAGCCCAGAGGUUGGAGAUGUCCGCGUGAGAUUCUCCUUCGCGGGACUCAGUGGGGAAACUGUCAGCAUUGUGGCCAAGCAGAGUGGGGAGAAGCUGUUGGCCUUCAAAACUAAGUCAGGAGAUGUUCUGGAGAUCUUGUAUCUGGAGGAGCUCUCAGCAGAGGAGGUGUUUGCUAAGGAGCAGCAGCAUAACAGCAUGAAGACGUGGGGUCUCCGAGCUGCGGGAUGGGCUCUUAUGUUUCUCGCCAUUCAGCUGACCAUGCGCAUCAUCUACACAUUGGUGGACUGGGUUCCUAUCCUGAGAGACCUCGUUUCUGUUGGGCUGAAGAUCUUCGCCUUGUGCAUGUCCUCCUCGCUCUCUCUCCUCACCAUCGCAGCCGGGUGGUUCUUUAACAGACCUUUGAUGGCGCUCGCUCUGGGGGCUUUGGCUUUUCUUCCUGUGUUGCUUGCACGCUCGCGACUCCCAGCCAAAAAGCAUCAGUGACUGAAAAACUGGACAUGAGCGGUGAGAUAGUUCUCGAUGCUGGAUAAAAUCUGCAGUUUGGCCAAACAUCCAUCCAUACUUGCAUUAUUCUUUUUCUCCAUACUUCACUCUCUGGUAUAAACAUCACUGAAAAACUUUCUUUGGACCCCGCCCCCGAAAAGACUUUAGUACAUAUGAUACAAGUGCUUGUUAUUUCUACAUAUUUCUGUGUUGCGUUGGAUUCUACUUGAAGAUUAAUAAAUUAAUCCAAAAGGCUCACAGAAGAGGAA